CAGUAUAUUAAAAUGAGCCAAAAAGUUGUUCUUAGUGAUGCUGAUUUUUUGUCACAAGAGAUUGAGUUUCUUACAGAGUCAGGUACUCAACAAGAGAAGAAAACUAAUCCUAAGAGUCCAGAGUUCCAGUCAAACGGACAUUGGAGUCCUCUUGAAGAUCAUCUUUUGCAUACUGCAGUAAAGGAUGGAUGCACAAACUGGAAAGAAAUUUCGCAAAAAGUCAUGACUAGAAAUGCAGAUGCUUGUUAUAGUCAUUGGCAUUAUAUACUUAAGCCUAGGCUUACCAAAACCCCAUUUACUCCUGAAGAAGAUUCGAAGUUGAUGAGCUGGGUUAAAAUCAAUGGGAAAAAGUGGAAGAAAGCAAUGAAGGAUUUUCCAGGAAAAACAAAGGAGGAAAUAAGAAACCGCUAUGAAGAACUUUCUCCAGAUGGUGUGUAUAACUUUCUAGCAAAGAACUUUGGAUUUGAUAAUACUCAGUCAACUUCUGCAACCAUGCCGGGUACUCAAAUUCCUCCAUCUCUUUACCCAGAAGUAAAAUCCGAAGACUUUGCAUUUCCAGACUCUUGAUCUGAAAACCCAGGUUCUUCCCAAAUACAGUCUGUUGUAAAAGUGGAGGAUCCUUUAGACUCAAAAUCAAUACAGACAUUACAAACUUGUAUGAGGAUUUUUCAGAACCAGCAGAAGCUGGAGCUUAGGCUGACAGCCAUGGAGAAGAGGUCUAGCCAAGCUCUCAAGGGCAUUCAGAAAGAAGUCAAAGAUUCAUGUACAGAAAUAAUAUCGACACAGAAGAGGAUCCUAAAGAUGCUGAGAAGAUGGAGGGAAAGAAUAUGGCAAGUUGAAGAGAAGUUUAAGGUCAGCGAAGAGAAGGAGGGAGGAGUAGAUGACAAACGCAAGAAAAUGCCAAAAAAGUGGAGCCUCGAAGAAGAUCAGCUUCUUAUCCAAGCAAUAAAGGAGUGAUAUGGAAACAUUAAUGCAAUCUGUAAAAGAUUCCCAAAAAGAACUCUAAAAGCAAUUAGAGAAAGAGCCUACAAGAAAAAGAUAUGAAUUGGAGAUUAUAAAUGGAAUUCGAAGUUAGAUGAGAAAAUCUUGAAAUGGGAUCAGAAAAAACUAAGUUUAGAAGAACUCUUAAAAGCGGUACCUCACAAAAUAAAAGAGAUCAAAACCCGUCUGAAACAACUUAAAAACAAAUCCAAAACAUCCCGUGAAGAACUAAAAGAACCCUUCGAAUCCCCCAAAAAAUCCCCUCUAAAACGCAUCCUACGACCCCUAAACCCCAAAAACUACCACGAAAUCCCCACAAUCUCCACCCCUCCCUCCCCUCCUCACCCCUCCCCCCUCCCUCCAGACCCCACCACCUCCCCCUUCCCCACCUCCCCUUCCCAAUCCCCCCUCACCCCCUCCGAGUCCCCGCACAACUUCUCCUUCCACCCCUCCCCUUCCAAAAAACGUGACCUAAAACUCACCUGUAAACUCCCUCUCUCCCAACUAGGCAUCUACCUCAGUCUCUUCCGCAAGCACUACACCCAGAUCUCCGACAGCUGCCAGCUGCUGAAGCUCCAGACUGAGCAGUCCCUGCUCAGUCUGGAGCAGAGCAAGCAGGAGAUGUUGGAGUAUAUGGCUCAAGUGUGGGAAGGGGUCAGUGGGAAUACAACUCAUUGGACAAAAGAACAAGAUGAAAAGUUACUAGAUGGAGUAAAACAGAAGAUUCCAUGGAACAAAAUGGCAGAACAUAUUGGAAUUAACCGUAAGACAAAUGCUUUAGUAACAAGAUAUCAUCACUAUCUCAAAGAAGAACCAAACGUAGAUUGGACUCCGGAAGAAGAUCAAAAGCUCGAGGAUUGGGUUAGCCAAAAAGGCCCUACUGAUCUAAAAGGCAUUAGCAAACUCUUUGAGGACAAAAACACCAUUCAGAUCAAAAAGAGGAUCAAAAAUGUCAUAAAGCCUAAACUCGGACUAAUCUCCAGAAAACCCAAAGAAAAACCAAUAAUCGGCUACGAAGACCUAUCACUCGAUCACCUAAACUUCCCCCACAUGACCCCUACAGAAGUAAAAGCCGAGCCCAUUGACCCCCUUCCAGCGCCCCCUACAGCCCUCCCUCCACUCACCCCCACCAUCUCCACCAUAUCUCCCCCUCGCGAAGAGUCCAAAACCCCUCUCCCCACCUACACCAGCCCCUUAACCGACUCCUUCUUCACCACCCUAAAACCCCCAGUCGCCCAAAUCCCCAAAAAACGUGACCUAAAAGCCGCUUCAAAGAGCCAAAAUCCCUUUGCGCCGCUCUUGCCCCAGCUAAAACAGCUAGUGCAUCAGCUGGUCCAGGAAGAGAUUAGUCAAGUGGAGGAAGACCUGAGAGAGACGAUGCAUGUGCAUAGGAAGGAGAUAGAGGAGAGUCUGUUUAAUGUAGAGACUGGACUGAGGAGGAGGUUUAAGAGGGAGAGGGUUAAGGCUGAGGUGGGUGGGAAUGGAGAGGAACAGCCAAGAAAGCCCAAAUUCAACAAGUGGACAAAGGAAGAGGAUGACUUCCUUCUGAAAUGCAAACACUUUUAUGGAAUUGGAUCUAAAGAACUUGAAGAGAAGUAUCUUAGAAAUCACUCAUAUAUGGCAAUUUCCUCAAGAUGGCACUUGAUAAAAGCGACAAUUAUCCCUGAGACAUCGAUCUCACCUGAACAAGACCUUGCAAUCCUAAAUGCCAUUAUGACCUAUAAAACGACCAAUUGCUCUCGACUGUCAGAAAUGGUUCAGUCACUUCCAAAGAAGAGAAUUGAAUCAAGAUGGAGACUACACUUAUCAAGAUAUUUCAACAACAUUAAGGUACCGCAGCAGCUCCCCAGUUUGAGUCAGCUGGCCAAUCUCCAAAAAGGAUAUGAAAAUGAAUGCUUAAUUAAUGAAGAAAGAUUAAGGAAAGAAGUUGAGAGAGAGAAAGAAACCCAGCAACAACAUUAUGAUCAAGAAUAUUCCCCAGAAAAAUAUAAAAGGUUUGAACAGCGCAUUAAGAGCGAACUUGACAGAGAAGAUCAAACCAUUGGGAAUGCAAUGGAUUAUAUCCAAGACGGUAAACUAAAUAUGAAGGAAAGCGAUUUUUACAACCUACAGGAUUCUGAAAAGAUAAAAUUCCAAGAUGCCUACUUGAGUAAAGAAAACCUGGAAAAUUUAAAUGCUCAAAAAGGAGUUGGACCCCUUAGCUUUAAUUAUACUGGAAAUGACCCAAACAAUAUGCUCCAUGAUAGAACAAAUUUAGCUGACAAGCAAAUAGGAGAUUAUAGAGUUAUGUGUAAAGGAGAGGAUAUACCAACUACUCAAGAAAAUGCAGGAUGUCAAGCUAAAAGAGAUCUUAAAUAUAACUCAAAGGUUGAAGCUAUGGAUAAAAAAAACUUGACUGCAUUAUUGAAAUUUUCAAAACAAUCCCUGAUUUUACUAAAAAUGGAGACUCUAGAAACUAAUAUAAAUGAAAAGUUUGAUGAACUUUUGAAAUCUACCAAGAAAAGUAUUGCUAUAUUGAAGGGAGAAACCUUACCUCCGAGUGAAUCUGACUUGGUGAAAACUUCUUCAGUAAAACCUCAGGAAUGCAUGCAGAAGGAAACUGUUUCAGAAUCUCAACCAAAUGAUGACACUGAAAAAGCUAAGAACCAAGAAGAAGCUAAUCCAGUCCUAGAAAAGACAAAGGACACCACUAAAGAUGUUGAUAUGAGUAAGGAAACAGCAGAUACUAUGAUAAAAGAGACAAAUGAACAAGAUAAAGAAAAAGACGAGAAUCUCUUGGAAGAGAAAUUAGACAUGAGGGGUGACAUUAAAACAACAAAGCCAUUAUCACAGCCAUCUUGCGUACAGAAAGAUCAACAACUAGAAGUGAAUUCAGACGAUUCUGAGGAAGACUCUGCUGGGGUUUCUCAAAAAUCUGACCAGGAAAGUUCAGGCAAACCUGAAAAUGCGUCAUAA
This is a messenger RNA of Moneuplotes crassus, 3936 nucleotides long. Lineage: Eukaryota; Ciliophora; Spirotrichea; Euplotida; Euplotidae. The record is from the annotation of a GenBank genome assembly.